ACGCAACCAGUUAUGACGACGAAAACAAACAAACAAAACCCACGUCACCAAAUGCAUGCAAGUAAAACUAGUGUAACUUUAAUGUAGAACGUCUAAUCAAUAUAAAAAUGAUAACAAGACGCGAUAAACUGUUAAACAAUCCGUGGGAGCAACGAAAAUAUGAAAAUCAUCUCAGAAAAAUUAAUUCCGCAGUGCCGGUUAUUGAUAACAGACCGCCAAUAUCCCGGCAACAUGUCGCAGUGAAACUUAAAAAGCGACAAAAUGAAAUCGAAAGAAUGCGGCAGAUAGAAAACGACAACUUGAUUCUAUUACGACGUAUUAAUUAUGUUAUGAACACGAACAGAGUGGAUAAUUGGAAUAUACCACCACAACAAUCAAAGUAUUUAAAUCGUGUCCCUCUACGUUGUUCUUCAACUAUGAGUAGACCUUCAAGUCACAGCUCAAGUAUUCAACACAGUCAAGAGAAUAUCGUCGAUCAGAAUCAAAAUCAUUUACAUCUACGUAAAUCGAAAUGCCUUGCGUGUAGUCCGCAUAUUUUCACGUUAAAAUCCGAUGAUUCGGAGCGUAUACCUUGGGAGGAACCAAAAAAGUGGUCCAAAACGAUGGGUCGAGAACGAAGUAAAUCUCUACCUGUAAUUGAUAUUAAAACUUGUGAUAAAACUAUCACAAAUGGUGAUAGUAAAAAAUGCGCAUCAUCUAAAGCACGUUCGGGAAAAGAACUAAAGAUUCCUAAAGUACAAAAACAGUUUAGUUUAGAUAAUGAUAGAAAUAAAAGCGAUAAUGCGCAAAAAUUGGUGAUUUCUAGUGGUUCGCUCAAGCUAUGCGUUAAAUUCCCUUCGGAUUCACAUAUUAUGAUUAAGAAUGGUGUUACAGAGAAAACUGUGUUUGGAAAUCAACAUUUCUGAAGGUUUACAUUAAGUAUUCUGUAAUAUUAACACAUAUUUAGAUUUUGCAUCUUGUAGACUUGUAGUAUAUGCAAUAAAAUGGCCGCCGUUGCUGUUUGGGUUGCGUAUUUACAAUUUACAUAAUUUAGUUAUACAAUACAUCAAAUUUUAUAAAUUUUGGGUGAAAUUAACGUAAAAACAAUGAAAAUGUGUGUAAAAUGCGUUUGUUAUAUGCAAAUACCUAAAAUAAAUUACAAGAACUUUAAAA
Dalotia coriaria is the source of this 1152-nucleotide messenger RNA. RefSeq lists its product as uncharacterized. The coding region runs from base 108 to 905 and encodes 265 amino acids. The transcript is spliced from 3 exons. NCBI's taxonomy places the organism in Eukaryota, Metazoa, Arthropoda, Insecta, Coleoptera, Staphylinidae. The record is from RefSeq and is a predicted model, not a curated record.